Ipomoea nil (Japanese morning glory) is the source of this 991-nucleotide messenger RNA. RefSeq names its product beta-carotene isomerase D27, chloroplastic. The coding region runs from base 85 to 855 and encodes 256 amino acids. The record is from RefSeq and is a predicted model, not a curated record. NCBI's taxonomy places the organism in Eukaryota, Viridiplantae, Streptophyta, Magnoliopsida, Solanales, Convolvulaceae. The transcript is spliced from 8 exons. Gene Ontology annotation, molecular function: iron ion binding.
UAAAUAAAAAAGAAAAGGGCCUUGAUGAGUGAUGAGCGGUAAAAGAUAAAAUUGAGCAUAGAAAUUAGAGUGCAGCAGAUUGGUAUGGCUCUGGCUCUGGCUCUGGUUCGCCCACCUCACUUAGCUUGGCCUCCGCCUCUCCGUCGACCUAACACUAGUCUCCGGCAUCCAACUGUUGGAGUUUUCUGUUCCUCCAAACCUCUGCCGCAGACAGAUGCAGGCGGCAGAAGUGAAUACAAGCCCGGCCCCCUGGAUAACCUCUUCCUUCAUUUGUUCCGUAGCAAAAUGGUCCAGGAGUCGGGAUGGGACUCCGACAAGCCUGGAUAUGAUGGACUAAUUGAAGUUGCCAACCGUCUUGUUAUUGGUCGAAGCAAUUCUGAAACAAGAGAAGCCGCUGUCCGUAUAUUGCAAUCACUCUUUCCUCCUUGGCUGUUACAUCUCUAUAAAAUGCUUAUUGGACCUUUAGCCGGAGGGAGUGUUGCGGCCGUGAUGGUAGCAAGAGUGACGGCAUUAUCUUGCAAAUGGCUCAUGGGUCCUUGCACUGUCAACUCUGUGGAUCUUCCUAACGGAUCCUCCUGGAUGAGUGGGGUGUUUGUAGAGAGAUGCAAGUAUUUAGAAGAGAGCAAAUGCGUGGGUAUAUGUAUCAAUACAUGUAAGCUCCCUACACAGGCUUUCUUUAAGGAUUGUAUGGGAGUUCCUUUGCUUAUGGAGCCAAACUUCAGUGACUAUAGCUGCCAGUUCAAGUUUGGGAUCCUGCCUCCCCAUGAUGAUGACACUGUAAAGGAACCUUGCCUCGAGAUAUGCCCAAACGCCAUUAGACGGAAGGAAGAUGCAUUAAAGUGUCCAAAGGCGUGAGUGAGACAUUGUACAACUUUCUCUUAGCUUCAAUGUAUAUGUAGUAUAAUUCUAUCUUGUUCACACACCAUUACUCUAGUGCAAUGCACUUCAAAUACCAAGUGGACACACCAGGAAACGCUAUCUUUCACACUCA